Molecule: messenger RNA, 3264 nt
Organism: Styela clava
Lineage: Eukaryota; Metazoa; Chordata; Ascidiacea; Stolidobranchia; Styelidae
Source: RefSeq, a predicted model, not a curated record
CAGCAAUGCCUUUCUUCCAUUUAUUUGCACUAUCAGAUCACUGAUAUCUUUGCAUCGUUGUUGUGAUGCGGACAGCGAGUGUGGUGAUUGCGGGCUUGCGCAGCUGUGGAAUGAGUCACAGAGGCAAAUGGCGCUAUAACCGGUCCAAAGAUCAACCUCAUGGCAGCAGAAGACAUGCAUCACGACGAGAAAACAGACGUUCUUGCGGUUAUAAUAAUCCUAAGUCUUCUUCAUAUAACUCAUCAUGGAGAAAACCUAACAAUAAUGAAUACAAAUUCUCAUCAAGACAGACGGAUAAUAGACAUAUCCCCAAAAGUCCAAAGUAUGAUCCAGAAUUGGAUGGAGUUCCUAUAGAAUCUGAUGGAUCAAUGGAUUUGGAUGAUCUAUCCGAUUCAAAUAAGCCAAUUGAAGUUAAUAUUUCUUCAACAUCGACACCUAUUCCGGCCCCAAUUAGUCCUGAUAUACCAGAUCAUUGUUGGGUUGGUGAAUACCUAGAUGAAGGGGAAGAAAAAGAUACUAUUCCUUUGGCUUAUGAUAUGGCUGCUAAAGAAAUGCUUCACAAAAAACCUACACAAAUUGAGGUGAAAACUCAAAACAAUGAUUUGCAAUAUGCUUCAACAUCUUCGCGUCUAGGAGAUGAUUAUAUUGGCAAGCAGGAUAAUCUGAGGCCUUAUCAUAUGGGGAGUUCAUAUGAUAAUUCUGCUAUUGUUAAAAAUAUUAAAAACCCUGAAUUAUUUUCAGAGCAAAAGAGCAGAAUGAAUGUAGAAACACAAAGUGCAAAUGUUGAUUUGAGAAAUUACAAUGAAUUAUAUAAUGCCUUGAUCAGACCCAUGGAAUAUCUUGACAAAUGGGAAAAGCUUAAUCCCAAGAUUCAACCAUCAAAACAUUCUCAAGCUCAGCCUGCAGAAGUAUUUGAUUAUGGUCACGGAGAUAGCAACAGAUUGCGUAGUCCGAGUCUCCCUCUGAGCAACCAGUCAAUGUCGUUCCAUGAAGAAAAGCCUUAUUUGAAUGAUUCAGGAAGUAAAUUUCAUUACAAAAAACCUAGCCGCCAAACUUCUAGAUCUCGUUCUCGUGAGCCAGUUAAAAUGACAUACGAGGACUACAAGAAAAAAUAUUCAAAAAAAUUGCAAAAUCCCUCUCCCACACGUCAGCAUUUCGACUCCGUACAAAACACACGUCAGCACUUUGACUCCGUACAAGACAAACUUUACUUUGCCGAAAAAAAAACUAGGGGUCCUAAUGCAUCAAAUUCUGAUUUAUCCAACUAUGUAUCUCAGCCGCAACCCAAUGAUAGCUCUAAUGACUUUAUACCUGUUCGAGAUAACUCUGUAAAUCGGGAGACCCAGGAAGGUUUUCCUAUCACCGUAUUGACAACAUCAUAUCGUCAAAGACGUAGUUCUUCCAGAACAACUGAAGAUUUGGACAAUUCUGUGGAAUCGAUGACCGCUGAACAACCACUUAGAAUAAAACCGGAUUUGAAAAAAUUCCAGAAAGACUUUAACAGACGAAAUGUUUCAUCAGAUAAUGUAUUGAAAGUCUGUGGGAGCAGCCACCAACCUCAGACAACCUAUUAUAGGGGGAGCUUCAAUGACACACGUAAAGUUUUAUUUGAUAAGACUAAAGAAAAGAUUGGCAGCAAAAAGAAGGAACAAGAUCCCAUCUCAAAUUCUCGCAUCGUUGUGAGAAAUUCUCCCCGAACAUAUUCACCUUCACGUUAUUCGCCACCUCCUCCACCACCGCUUCCCUCGAAUCGGGAUAGAUUGUUGAAAAAGUCCACGGUGACUGGUCGAUUGCCAAAACCAACACACUCCUAUUCUAUUGAUCCAAAACCUACUAUGGAAGGUGCAGAUGCCAGCUUCCCAUUUCUCAAAAGUCAUGAAGCCAGUGACAAGCAUUCAGAUGACAGUGAUGAAGGACAUUCCAUUCCAGUAUUUCAGCGUCGACCUACAAAAAGGCACUCGUCACAUGACAUUUUGAAAACAUCACGUUCUCGAAGACAUGAAAGUUUUGUUGAAACCAAUGAAAAGGAAAGUAAAUUUAUCCCUGCCAAUGAACAUACCUCUCACACAGAAAGAUUUGAGGAAAACGUUGAAUUUGGUGGAUUCAAAAAGAGAAAAUUGAAUCGUCCGAAUUUCAAGAAUUUCCAAAAUCUGUCCGAAAGACUGGGUGAUGAGGUUCAUGCUUCUAAAAAUCGUGAUUAUUCUGUCCAUAAUCGAGAACGUUUGGCUGAUGUUCUUCCUGUUCCAUCCAUCGAUACAUCUGUAAUGCCAUUGCCAAUGGAAGAUGCAAGAAUAUUUCAAUCACGCUCUGUAACGGAUAAGCCACCAAGUGAAACACGGUCGACUUCAAGUAAUAUGUCAUCAGAGAUAAUUGGAAGAAAUUAUGACAGAAAAAAUCAUGUAACGAACUUGCAAUACAGAGCGAUGAGCAAAGAAAGAUAUGUGUGUCACGAUGAAACUAAGCAAAAGUCUAUUCCGCCUUUGAUGGACAUGAAUCUUGAGUCACCAUCAAGAGGUGAUUCGGUUGUACCAUUUAUUGAGGGUGAUUUUGACUCUAGGAAUAAAAAAUAUGAUACAAAAUUUACAAAGUAUAGAGAUUCUAGCAGGCCAUCAAGUAGAGAAAGUAAUCCACCAGUCGGAGGUAAGAACGCUGUUCAACGAGAACGACAAGUUCGUCAUGUCGAUAAGGAACAUUUGGAAGAUGAACAUGAUAAAAGAAGCACAUCGUAGCAAACGUUCACCAAAUUUUAGAACUGACGGACGAUCUGCAAGUAAGAGAAAGAAGCAAGGACGCUGUUCAACAAGAACGACAAUUUCGUCAUGUUGAUAAUGAAAAUUGGAAAGAUGAACAUGAUAAAGAAUCACAUCGUAACAACCGUUCACCAGAUUUAGAACUGACGGACGAUCUGCAAGUAGAGAAAGAAGCAAGGACGCUGUUCAACAAGAACGACAAGUUCGUCAUGUCGAUAAUGAAAAUUGGAAAGAUGAACAUGAUAAAGAAGCACAUUGUAACAAACGUUCACCAGAUUUUAGAACUAACGAACGAUCUGCAAGUGGAGAAAAAAGUUUUCCCGAAUCUAAAAAAGAUCACCUAAAAUAUGUAAGAAAGAGAGGCGGUGAUUCGGCACAAACAAAAGAUCUUCCCUCUACGAAAAGAUCUGUUGUGAGAGAAACUAGAAAUCAACAAAGAAUUGUCACUUCAGAGGAAGAAAGUAAUUUCAGUGAUCUGACGCAGAUAAAAAGAAAACCAGAUUCAAUUCAACCU